AUGGCAUCAGGCCAUGUUGAGGCAGCAACAUCUGUUCAAGAGGCAGCAUCUGUUCAAGAGGCAACAUCGACCCCACCAAUUGUUGUGGCUCAUCCUUUGCCUCCGAGACUCGACCUCAACGAUAGGCGACUUAUGGUUCAAUAUCUUCAAGGACAAUGUAUACUCGGGGAACUUGAUUAUGGUGAAAUAACCAAGGCAGCUAAGAUUUUCUGUGUCUCAAGACAAACUAUAUCAAAGUACUGGAACAUGGCAGAAGUUGAUGUAGCAGACUGUCAGGUAAUUAACCUCCAACCUCAAUAUGCUAAUUGUGGUAGGAAACCAGUUGCACUUGAUGUUGAAAAAAUGCUAACUGUACCUAUUAAAGAUAGGACAACACAAAGAUUGUUAGGGAAAGCAUUAGAUGUAGCAGGCUCGACCAUAAAUAGGCACAUCCAGAAAGGUAACAUAAAACCACACACAAACCCACUAAGGCCUGGAAUUUCAGAUGGGAAUGUUCACAUAGACGAGAAGUGGUUUUACUUGAAGAAAGCAAAUCUGAAAGUGUAUUUAGCACCUGGUGAAGAACACCCAUACAGAACUGCACAAUCAAAACAUCAAAUUCCAAAAGGUAUGUUUCUAGCUGGAGUUGCAAGACCAAUAUUUAACACGAAUGGAGUCUGUACUUUUGAUGGAAAACUCGGAAUAUUUCCGUUUACAUAUACGGAACCAGCAAAAAGGAGUUCUAAAAACAGAGCAAGAGGCACACCAAUCACAUAUGCAAUUCAAGGAGUGAAUAAGGACGUAUUCAGGGAGAAACUAAUGACAAAAAUGUUGCCUGCUAUAAGAGAGAAAUGGCCCGUGGACUCAGCUAAAACUAUAAUCAUUCAGGAAGACAAUGCAAAGCCACAUAUUGGGGCUGGUGAUCCACAAUUUUUACAAGAGGCAAACAUAGAUGGAUUCACUUUUAUAUGGCAACCACAAUCACCCCAAAGUCCUGAUCUUAACAUCUUAGAUCUAGGAUUUUUUAGGUCGAUUCAAUCUUUGUAUGAAAAAAAGAUGCCCAAAGACCUCGAUGAAAUGAUUACCGACGUUGAAGAAGCUUUUAAUGAACUACACCCAAAAGUACUCAGCAACGUUUGGCAUUCAUAUCAAUAUGUAAUGCAAGAAAUCAUAAAGGUCAAAGGAGGAGGAAACUAUGUGCUACCCCAUGUAAAGAAAAAGCAGUUAGAGGACGCCGGAAACUUGCCUCUCCAAGUACAACCCGAUGCACAAGCAAUCAAAGAAAGCAUGCAACUUUUGUAUCCAGAAAAUGAAGACUGA
Messenger RNA from Spinacia oleracea (spinach), 1299 nucleotides. RefSeq lists its product as uncharacterized. The record is from RefSeq and is a predicted model, not a curated record. The transcript has 2 exons. NCBI's taxonomy places the organism in Eukaryota, Viridiplantae, Streptophyta, Magnoliopsida, Caryophyllales, Amaranthaceae. Bases 1 to 1299 code for a protein of 432 amino acids. Gene Ontology annotation, molecular function: nucleic acid binding.